Cavia porcellus (domestic guinea pig) is the source of this 2640-nucleotide messenger RNA. RefSeq names its product patr class I histocompatibility antigen, A-126 alpha chain-like. Gene Ontology annotation, biological process: antigen processing and presentation of endogenous peptide antigen via MHC class I via ER pathway, TAP-independent; antigen processing and presentation of endogenous peptide antigen via MHC class Ib; positive regulation of T cell mediated cytotoxicity. The transcript has 8 exons. NCBI's taxonomy places the organism in Eukaryota, Metazoa, Chordata, Mammalia, Rodentia, Caviidae. Gene Ontology annotation, molecular function: signaling receptor binding; peptide antigen binding. The record is from RefSeq and is a predicted model, not a curated record. The coding region runs from base 597 to 1691 and encodes 364 amino acids. Gene Ontology annotation, cellular component: external side of plasma membrane.
CCGGCUGAAGGAGCAGUCGUGGGGCAGCGAGCUCCUAUGGCUCCUGUCCACGACACCCAAAGCCUUCCUGGGAUCCCCCUUCCUCACACUUACUGUUGGUCUCUGUGUAGCUCCACUUCUGUGUACCUGCAGGAAGGAACAGGAUCUAGCUAUGCUGUUCAGGCUGCAAUUGGGCUCAUUUUGUAGCCCAGGCUGGUCUCAAACUCGCAACGAUUCUCCUGCCUCAGCCUCCAGAGUGCUGGAACCACCACGCCUGGUGUAUUUUCUAAUCACAACUGUCAGGUCCUUCUGCCCGGAUAUUGGCGUUGUUAAGGCAGGGCUCGUGAAGUCAGGUCUUUCUGCCGGAUCACCCGUGGUGCAAGCUAGCACUCGCUUUCAUUGCCUAUUGGGUUAACCGAGAAGCCAAUCACCGUCCAGAAAACAUUUCUUCCUCUAAUUUGUCAAAGUUAGCACAGAUCAUAAAGUACCCAGGCGUAAUGGUGCUCGCAGGUAGAUCCCUGCGCUCCGGGGUCUGACGCAGAGGGAUCCCGGGGACCCGGGCCAGCCUGAUCUAAGAGCCAGGAGACCCAGUCUCAAAACAAGAAAAAAAAAAAAAAAUGACCAAUUCUAAGAUGUCAGUUCCGGGGCCGGGGGCCACGGCGUCCCAAACCGUUCUCCUGCUGCUCCCAGGGAUCCUGUUUUGCACCGAGACCUGCGCGGCCCCGCACUCGCCUCCUCUCCCGCCCACCCGGGACCCGGGUCCCGCGCGGGAGGAGGUCGCGGUCUCACCGCCCCGCCCCGCAGGCUCCCACUCCCUGCGCUACUUCCACACCGCGGUGUCCCGGCCGGGACGCGGGGACUCCCGCUUCAUCUCCGUGGGCUACGUGGACGACACGGAGUUCGUGCGCUUCGACAGCGACGCAGGGGAUCCAAGGAUGGAGCCGCGGGCGCUGUGGAUGGAGCAGGUGGAUCAGGCAUACAGGGACCGAGAGACACAGAGAGCCAAGAUCCUUGCACAGGAUUACCAAGUGAGCCUGCGGACCCUGCGCGACUACUACAACCAGAGCGGGGACGGUUCUCACACCUUCCAGGGGAUGUGCAGCUGCGAGGUGGGGCUGGAUGGGCGCUUCCUCCGCGGAUACCUGCAGUAUGGCUUCCACGGGGAAGAUUACAUCGCCCUUGCCGAGGACCUGAGCACCUGGGUGGCUGCGGACACUGCGGCUCAGAUCACACAGCGCAAGUGGGUAGAGGCCCAUAAGGCAGAGCGAUACAGAGCCUACGUGGAGGGGGAGUGCGUGGAGUUGCUCCGCAGACACCUGGAGCACGGGAAGGAGACGCUGCAGCGAGCAGAUCCCCCAGAGACACACGUGAGCCGCCACCCCAUCUCCAAGGAACAGGUCACCCUGCGGUGCUGGGCCCUGGGCUUCUACCCUAAGGACAUCUCCCUAACCUGGCAGCGGGAUGGGCAGGAGCUGACCCAGGAGAUGGAGCUGGUGGAAACCAGGCCUGCAGGAGAUGGAACCUUCCAGAAGUGGGUGUCUGUGGUGGUACCUUCUGGAGAGGAAGAGAAUUACAUGUGCAUUGUGGAACAUAAGGGGCUGCCUGAGCCCCUCACCCUGAAAUGGGGAGCAAAUGGAGGGAACUACAGUCAGGCUGCAAGAGGUGACAGUGCCCAGGGCUCUGAUUCCUCUCUCAUGCCUGGAGAAGUGUGAGACAGCUGCCUUGCGGGUGCCUGAGGGACUCCACGCUUCUCCAGCCCAUGCUUUGUGACCUCAAGAUCACCUGAGUCACCUCCCUGCAAAUGGUUCUGAGUGUAUGCAUGUUCCUGUAUGCAUCAGGGAAGUCUGUGGGCGCAGUCAGCCCUGGGCAGCAGGACUCCUGUCCCCACGCUGACCCGUGUUCGCUCCUGCUCAGCUCCUGUUAUGGAUUAAAAACUGUUGGUCAACUUAAUGCCAGCUGGAUUAGAUUAGGAUGGUGCUGAUCCUAGAUGGUCCACCUGAGGAAAGUUGCCAACAUAAAAAGAGAUGUGGAUAAAGAAAAGCUAGGCAUUAUGGGUUCUCCUAUGUGUUGCUGUUUGAGCCAUUGGUUCUCCUUGACUUCAUCAGGACCAGCUUCCCCAAUGUGAAUACAACCAUUGUCAUCAGAGGAGCUCGGAACCUUGUUGGUGAGAGUGGCUGUGGUUCACUUUGGGCAGCUCUGGUUCUUACCAGCAUUGCUUCCUGGCUCUGGAGGGGAAGACAUGCCAUUUAAUCUCCAGGACAAACUCAUCAUGCUGGCUUAUUGUUGGAGCUCAGGACCUCUGUGUCUCUGAGGAUGGCUGCUGUGCAUUUCAGGACAGCCCUGGUCUUUGUUGUGCGUGUGACUUCUUGGCUCCAGUGUGGAACCCUCAACCUACCAGCGCAGCUCCUUCCCCCCUCUGGCAUAGACAUUUCUAGGUUCCACUGCUGACCUUUGGGCCUUCCCAGCACGGACCCAUAAAACAGACUGGCAUGAGUGCGUUUCGUGGGCUCUAGACCUCUAGCUGGACUCAUGGGAGGCAUUAUCCUUGCUGUGGAAUCCGGGCCCUUGGCUGAAUAUUCUGUCUCUAGCAUUGUGGAUAGGUUUCCUGCCCUUUUUGCACUAACUCUGGGUGACUGUCAUAAAACAAUAUUAUAAAUUCUC